UGCAAAACUGAAACUGCAGGGUAAUUCACGUUGAGUACCACAAUCCAAACAUAGCUUCAGAAAGCAGUGACAGGUAGAACUACGUGCGAGCUGUGACCCAGAAUCAUUCAUUUUUAAAACAUCUUAUAUUGUAAUUUAUGUCCGUAUAUCGUUGUCUGUUCUGCUGCAAAAUAUUACACCGUCCCGGUGCAUAGGCAGAACUGAAAAGAUUAUUGAGAGGAAAACGAUUUCCAUUGCCUGUACUGUUGCUGUCUGACAGGACGUGGAAGCACUGCAGAUUGUAUUGACUAUCCAUGAGCUCAAAUUUCCAGCACUACAGUUUCAGGAUGCCUAACAUUGGGUUCCAGAACCUGCCCCUCAACAUCUACAUUGUUGUCUUUGGAACAGCCGUGUUUGUCUUCAUUCUCAGCUUGCUCUUCUGCUGUUACCUGAUCAGGUUACGACAUCAAGCACACAAGGAACUGUAUGCAUACAAACAGGUUAUUCAAAAGGAAAAAGUAAAAGAGCUUAAUCUACAUGAAGUAUGUGCAGUUUGUUUGGAGGAGUUUAAGCAGAAAGACGAGCUGGGAAUAUGUCCCUGUAAACAUGCCUUCCAUAGAAAGUGCCUCAUUAAGUGGCUGGAGGUGCGGAAGGUGUGUCCUCUGUGCAACAUGCCUGUUCUUCAGCUGGCACAGCAACACAGUGCCCAGGCUGGGCCGCCGCAGCAACACAGUGCCCAGGCUGGGCCGCCGCAGCAACACAGUGCCCAGGCUGGGCCGCCGCAGCAACACAGUGCCCAGGCUGGACCGCCACAGCAACACAGUGCUCAGGAGGCUGGACCUUCACAGCAGCUUCUGCCCGGGGUGGAGAACAUGGUGUAGCACUCAUUGCUGACACUGCCUUACUUAACAACAACAACAAAUAUAUCUAUACAGAAAGAACUGGUUUAUCUAUGCAGACUUCCAAAAUGUGUGAAUCUGCUGCUUUCCCCUGCCUCUCGUGGAUUUCCUUGGCUUUUCUGCUCUUGAAGACAAUGUUGGGGGGGUGGGGGGGCAUGUACU
Polyodon spathula (Mississippi paddlefish) is the source of this 1040-nucleotide messenger RNA. RefSeq names its product RING finger protein 24-like. Lineage: Eukaryota; Metazoa; Chordata; Actinopteri; Acipenseriformes; Polyodontidae. Bases 294 to 860 code for a protein of 188 amino acids. The record is from RefSeq and is a predicted model, not a curated record. Gene Ontology annotation, molecular function: zinc ion binding; ubiquitin protein ligase activity. Gene Ontology annotation, cellular component: endomembrane system. The transcript is spliced from 6 exons.